AGAUCAGAUCAGAUCAGGAAGGAGCGCACCGGCAGAGCAAGACAGAAGACUUUAGGGGAGAGACACGCGUUUUAUGUCAUUUCAAUCUGUUUUUUUCUUUCUCCGAUCACAAAUAGUAAGUGUUUCUUAAAAGAAAGUGAGAAGGAUCCCCGACAAAGAGGGGAGAUGCAUCCCGCGGCGAGAUGGACUUUGCUGCUUCUUCUCGUGGUUUUGGUAUCGGAAGACUGUUUUUCCUCCAAGGCAGAGGACAGGCUGUUUAGGAAGCUGUUCAGAAGGUACAACCAGUUCAUCAGACCGGUGGAGAACGUCUCAGACCCCGUCACCGUGGAGUUUGAAGUCUCCAUCUCGCAGCUGGUCAAAGUUGAUGAGGUGAACCAGAUUAUGGAGACAAAUCUAUGGCUCAGACAUAUUUGGAAUGACUACAAGCUGCGGUGGACACCAGUGGAGUUUGAUGGAAUUGAGUUCAUUAGAGUUCCAUCAAACAAGAUCUGGAGACCUGACAUUGUGCUGUACAACAAUGCUGUAGGUGAUUUUCUGGUGGAGGAUAAGACCAAGGCUCUACUGAAGUUUGACGGCACCAUCACCUGGGUUCCUCCGGCCAUCUUCAAAUCCUCCUGCCCAAUGGACAUCACAUACUUCCCCUUUGAUUACCAGAACUGCUCGAUGAAGUUUGGCUCAUGGACUUAUGACAAGGCCAAAAUUGACCUGGUGCUUAUUGGGUCAAAGGUCAACCUGAAAGACUUUUGGGAGAGCGGUGAGUGGGAGAUCAUUGAUGCCCCGGGAUACAAGCACGACAUCAAGUACAAUUGCUGUGAGGAGAUCUACCCAGACAUCACCUACUCCUUCUACAUUCGCCGGCUGCCCCUCUUCUACACCAUCAACCUCAUCAUCCCCUGCCUCCUCAUCUCUUUCCUCACAGUGCUGGUCUUCUACCUCCCAUCUGACUGCGGAGAGAAGGUCACGCUCUGUAUCUCCGUCCUGCUCUCCCUCACUGUGUUCCUGCUGGUCAUUACUGAGACCAUCCCCUCCACGUCACUGGUCAUCCCGCUCAUCGGAGAGUACCUGCUCUUCACCAUGAUCUUUGUCACGCUCAGCAUCGUCAUCACCGUGUUUGUGCUGAACGUCCACUACCGCACGCCCAUGACCCACACCAUGCCGGGCUGGGUGCGCUCAGUGUUUCUCAAGGUUCUCCCGCGGAUCAUGCUGAUGCGGAGACCGAUGGAUGAGGAAGGCAAGGCUGGGGGGCUGGACAGCAGUGGGGAGGCAGGAGGAGCUGGAGGGGGAGGAGGAGGCGGAGGAGGGAAAGGAGGGAAGAAGAGGAAGAACAGCCUGACACAGCAGGUUGGAGGCGGCUCGCUCAACUGUCUGGAGUUUGGGGACAGCAAGCUCUCCUCCAUGGAGGGCUGUGCGGGGAAGAAAUGCCCCUGCCCCUGCCAGCAUGGGAAGGAGACUCCAGAAACAGCAGAAACAGGGAAGCUGACUCGCCAACUGAGUCCACAGAGCAUCAAUACAGUCGUGGCCUUUUCUGUGGUUUCACCUGAGAUCAAACAGGCAAUUGAGAGUGUCAAGUACAUCGCCGAGAACAUGAGGAGCCGUAACAAGGCCAAAGAGGUGGAAGAUGACUGGAAGUACGUUGCCAUGGUGAUUGAUAGAAUCUUCCUGUGGGUGUUUGUGACCGUGUGCGUCCUUGGAACCUUGGGCCUCUUCCUCCAGCCUCUUAUUGGCUUCGUCUCAUAACCACAAACUAAUCAGGGCUCACUGCCUACCCGUGCCGACUAAAUCCUGUACAAGCCACUAACUCUCAGUUGUCAGUCGACCAAUCAGUGAUGGGAUCUCAAAGAUUUGACUUCUAAAGCAAUGGUGGCCCUGAGAGCUCAGUGCACUGCAACUUAAGAAAACAGAUGCAAAUAGACAAAACACAAGCAAAUUAAGAAAACAUCAUCAAUUUGACAACACAUGUGCUGCAUUUAGAAAACAAGCUGCAUAUUCAGGCAACACAACACAACACAGAAACUCGCAGCAUUUAAAAAACGUGCUUCAGUUAUACCAAACAGCAAUAGAAGUGUUUUCAGAUGAUACUUGAAAAUGAUGAACACACCUGACUACUGUAAACAGUGACCCAAAAUUAGUUCAUAGACCCUGCAAAUGUGUGUUCGGUUGAAGAAGACUAAUGUUAAUAGGCCAACAUAAGGUCAGCUAAAAACACUGGCAUAAGCUAAAGCUAAAAGCAUUGUCAAAUGGAUGAUGUUUUCUUAAUUUGCUUGUGUUUUGUCUGUUUGCUUGUGUUUUCUUAACUUGCAGUGCGUUUAGCUCUUACAGCUAUCGUAAAAGCACUAUUUGUUGCGCACUUUUUGCUUCUUGCCCUUUGCUAACGCACCAAAACUGUUUUUUCUAUAUUCAGUCUGGGCCCCUAAGUUUUGAAUGAGGUGUGUUAGAGUUUGGCUGGAAUCAAAAAUUGGCACAUCCAGUAGUCCUUUAGGACCUGAACCGGAGAGACCUCCAGCACCCAGCAGAUGUGACUGAACUUGGAACAUUCCACCUCCAGUAGAUCUCUCUUCCACACCGAGCACAACCCCGUGACAGCCAGUCAGCUCCCCCCUUGACCUGACUGAUGACUGUCAUACCCACUCCCCAGUCUGAUUCAUCAAGCUGCUCACCAUCACAGCCAAUCACAGUUGCUGCUUGUUGUGUCAUCCCCAAUUAAAAUUCAGAUUUGUGGAGCGCAAGGCAGUGCUUUCAGCAAAUAAGGGCAGAGUGUUCUUGUUUUGUCAUUAGAAUCCAUGUGAUGAAUGUUCUCUUGAUUAAUGUUCCACAAGGUAAUUGGUUGGCCUGGUAAAUAUUGGAUUAAAUGGUACUUGAAUAGUUGCUCCUGAAAUAGAAGUACACUUAUUAAUUCAUGAGAGGAUUCUAUCAUCCAAUUCCAUGGCUAUUAAUUUGUGCAUUUUUUUCUUGUCACUUUUAAUUAAGUUUACUAUUCAAUGCUUACAUGCAAUUCCACACACAUGCAUGACCAAAUUUUGAUCACUUAAACCAGGAAUUUAUUGUCCCUCUCAGAUUACUACAUCAGCUUCUAGAGGAAAACUGCUUCAUUUGUUUUAAUUUUAUUUAUCCCGAUCAUUUUGUUGAACUGCACGCAUCAUGUUGAAGAGAGAUAAAACACAGUUCUGUAAAUGAUUUUUGCCUUUCUUUUUUCUGUCUGCCUUUGAACUUAAAAUAAAUGAAAUAUUUCUUCAAAUAAAGGGGAUAAUAUUUACUGCUUGCAGUUUUAAAAAUGCGAGUAAAAAAAAGACACUUGCUUGUGAUGAACAGUUCAAAUCCCACAGAUGAGUCGUAUCGUCAAGCCUCCAACUGGAAAGCCUGAAAUCCAGACAUUUGCAGCACUAUUUGGUAAUUUUUGGGAUAAGAUAAAAGAAUAUGCGCUCUGUGCAGAGUUGAUUAUGCUACAUGACAUUAAUCAACUAAACCACCAUAUUUAUCUGCCAGAGAGGCAAUCCUCUUAAUGUAGAGGGCCCUUAAAUAUAUUAAUGACGACAGAGCAAAAUGUAUGAAUGUGGUCAUGAGUCAUCAUUAAGGCAUCCGGUAAUUAGCAAUAUGAAAGAUCACUUCAGUAUUCUGGCACUGACAGAGCUAGUUGUGUGCUAGUGGCCAUGAGUCAUCACUAAUUCUCUGAUCUUACUAUAGAUGAUGUGUAACAAAGAGG
Molecule: messenger RNA, 3700 nt
Organism: Myripristis murdjan (pinecone soldierfish)
Lineage: Eukaryota; Metazoa; Chordata; Actinopteri; Holocentriformes; Holocentridae
Gene: chrna6
Product: cholinergic receptor, nicotinic, alpha 6
Exons: 8
Coding region: 166-1737 (523 amino acids)
Biological process (GO): monoatomic ion transmembrane transport
Cellular component (GO): postsynaptic membrane
Molecular function (GO): acetylcholine-gated monoatomic cation-selective channel activity; transmembrane signaling receptor activity
Source: RefSeq, a predicted model, not a curated record